AUGUACUGUGAUUUGGCAGUGAUUUCUGCAAGAGAUUUAGGGCUUUUUAUGAGUUUUGAGACUUUUUUAGUUGUGUUACUUGAUACUACAACUGCCCUGGGAGAACUAGGAUGGAAAACAUUUCCCUUAAAUGGGUGGGAUGCCAUAACUGAAAUGGACGAACACAACCGUCCCAUCCACACUUACCAGGUGUGCAACGUGAUGGAGCCCAACCAGAACAAUUGGCUGCAAACCAACUGGGUGUCCCGCGACGCCGCGCAGAAAAUCUACGUGGAGAUGAAGUUCACCCUGAGGGACUGCAACAGCAUCCCCUGGGUGCUGGGCACCUGCAAGGAAACCUUCAAUCUCUACUACAUGGAGUCAGAUGAGCCUCACGGAGUAAAAUUCAAGCCCAACCAGUACACCAAAAUUGAUACCAUAGCUGCUGACGAGAGCUUCACCCAGAUGGACUUGGGCGACCGCAUCCUCAAGCUCAACACUGAGGUUCGUGAAGUUGGGCCCAUCAACAAGAAGGGAUUUUAUCUGGCUUUCCAGGACAUUGGGGCGUGCAUUGCUUUGGUGUCAGUCCGUGUCUAUUACAAGAAAUGCCCGUUCACGGUCCGUAACCUGGCCAUGUUUCCUGACACCAUCCCAAGGGUGGAUUCCUCCUCGCUGGUGGAAGUGCGGGGCUCCUGCGUGAAGAGCGCCGAGGAACGCGACACCCCAAAACUGUAUUGUGGGGCAGAUGGCGAUUGGCUGGUGCCUCUGGGACGGUGCAUCUGCAGCGUGGGGUACGAAGAGCUGGAGGGUUCCUGUCAUGCCUGCAGGCCUGGAUUCUAUAAAGCAUUUGCUGGAAAUGUGAAGUGCUCCAAGUGCCCUCCACACAGUUUGACUCACAUCGAAGCAACUUCUGUCUGUCAGUGUGAGAAGGGUUAUUUCAGAGCUGAGAAGGACCCACCAACUAUGGCAUGUACCACACCCACCUUGAUAGGUAUGGUCAGGAAGGACUGGGCUUCCCAAAACAGCAUUGCCCUCUCCUGGCAAGAGCCGGACUUUCCCCAUGGAGCAAUUCUGGACUACGAGAUCAAGUACUAUGAGAAA
Zonotrichia albicollis (white-throated sparrow) is the source of this 1080-nucleotide messenger RNA. The record is from RefSeq and is a predicted model, not a curated record. NCBI's taxonomy places the organism in Eukaryota, Metazoa, Chordata, Aves, Passeriformes, Passerellidae.